Messenger RNA from Colletotrichum destructivum, 4841 nucleotides. RefSeq names its product Putative HAD superfamily, LIPIN family protein. The record is from RefSeq and is a predicted model, not a curated record. The transcript has 2 exons. Gene Ontology annotation, molecular function: phosphatidate phosphatase activity. Gene Ontology annotation, biological process: triglyceride biosynthetic process; fatty acid catabolic process. Lineage: Eukaryota; Fungi; Ascomycota; Sordariomycetes; Glomerellales; Glomerellaceae. Bases 672 to 2972 code for a protein of 766 amino acids. Gene Ontology annotation, cellular component: nucleus.
GCAGCUUCGUCAUCUUCGCACCAUCCACCACACACCACCACGCAUACUUGAUACUUGCACUGAGGAAAAGGUUCAACGCUUCGUUUAACCGAUCCUCUUUCCUCCCCUCUUCCAUCCGACCCCCCAACGCCGCGAAACCGAACCUUAAUCGUGUGAUUCAUUGUAUCUAUUCUUUCCCGACUUUUACAUCAUCUCUCGUCUCUGUCUGUGAUUUUGCUUCGGCUCUGAGCUCUCGACUCGCCGCAUCCCGCAAAGCCACUUAGCUUACAGCCCUGCUCGUCCGUUCCGCUUCGCUCCCUUGCUGUGCGCGGCCUGCUCGAAUUCGGUCAGCUUCUCUCGCAUCGACCACUCACUCGCUCACUCACUCGCUCGCACGCUCUCGCACGCUCGCAAAUUCCCGCCACCCCUCCCGCUACCACACUCGUACCUUGCAUCCCAAUAAUAGUUAAGACUUUCCUCAACAAUUCACACUGCCUACCUACGCACUCGUCGCGGCACAGCUCGACUCAAGCUCCCGGCUUACCGGCCUUUCCUGAGGUUCGAGAAGUCGCAGCAUCAUCUCGUCUCGGGAAACCCUUCGCAGCUGUUCCUGUCAUCAUUCAUCCCUUCGGCUCCCCCCUUGAAAGACUCCCGCGCUCCAACCCGUCGCAAGCCGGAGCUUCUCAGUCACCAUGCAAUACGUACGAAACCUCAGCGCAUCCGUCUCUUCGACAUGGAACUCCAUAAACCCGGCCACUCUCAGUGGCGCCAUCGAUGUAAUCGUCGUUGAGCAGGAGGACGGCACCCUUGCGUGUUCGCCCUUCCACGUUCGCUUCGGGAAGUUCUCGCUCCUUCGGCCCUAUGAGAAGAAGGUCGAGUUCAAGGUCAACGGCGUCAAGCAGGACUACUCCAUGAAGCUUGGUGAGGAGGGUGAGGCCUUCUUCGUCUUCGAGACCAGCGACACCAUCCCAAGGGAUCUGCAGACGUCCCCGCUGGUCUCUCCGGCAUCGAGCCCUCCCUUGAAUCCGGAGAACCCUUCCUCGCCUGGCCUCGGUGAGCCAGAGCUACUGGACCUUGACUCCGACUCCACGAAACCUCGUCGUCCGCCUCCUUCAGUCAUCCAUGCCGCAACAUUUGGUCCCCAUGGACUCAACACCCCUCUUUCAACCUCGCCUGACCUCUCCCAUUCACGACUGAGAUCAGAAGACUGGGUGUCCGCCGCCCAGCGCCCUUACAGCGACGAUGUGCUUCGCAAGUCGGCGCGUGCGAGCGUGCGAGCAUACGGUGAAGGCUCUGCCGAUUUUGCCCUGUCCGAGAGGUCGCAGAGCCCCCCUCCGCUUGCACCAAAGGAAGCACUUGAACGGGCGCUCAUGCUCUCCAAAGAGCUUUCGGCCAACAACAUUCCCAGCCACGUCACGGAAAGCGGUGAUCUAAUGUUAGACAUGACCGGUUUCAAGAGCAACGAGGAGGACGUUUUCCGCGCCGAGAUUCUUGCACGCAAGAUUCUGUCCGAAGAGCUUGAGGGACCCUAUGAUAUUGGUUCGCUUUUCGGUAUGGACGAGCACGGCAACAUCUGGAUCUAUAGCAGCGAGGAGGCCAAGGAAGCGGCCAAGAAGAAGACGAUGGAGGCGGGCUACCGCCCAAAUCCCGUCAUUGCUGCGGACGCUGCAUCAGACCCUGGAUAUCAGAGCGACGGCAGUGACGUGACAACUACUGCGCCCUCCCCAAUCCACAGGAGAACCGAGUCGGACGCCGGAGCUUCUGGCCUGCAAACUCCUCCCAGCACACCUCCCCAAUCGACGGCCGGAAACCCCAACCUAAACUAUGCCAAGACGCUUCGUCUGACUAGCGAUCAACUGAAGGCGCUGUGUCUAAAGCCUGGAGAAAACACCAUGAGCUUCACUGUCAACAGAGCGACUUGCCAGGCCAACAUGUACUUAUGGAAGCAUGAGACGCCUGUCGUCAUAUCCGACAUUGACGGCACUAUCACCAAGUCGGAUGCCCUGGGCCACGUUCUCAACAUGAUUGGCCGCGAUUGGACGCAUGCCGGUGUGGCGAAACUCUACAGCGACAUUGUCGCAAACGGGUACAACAUCAUGUAUUUGACCAGUCGAUCAGUGGGGCAGUCCGACACCACGAGGGCGUACUUGGCCGGUAUUCAGCAAGGGCAGUACCGGGUGCCGCGAGGUCCUACAAUUCUGUCUCCAGACAGGACCAUGGCCGCACUCCGUCGUGAGGUGUACCUCAGAAAACCUCAUGUUUUCAAGAUGGCCACCCUCCGCGACAUUCGCCAUUUGUACGGACCGGAUCGAACACCGUUCUACGCCGGGUUCGGAAACCGUCUGACGGAUCAGAUCUCGUACAGGACGGUGGACGUCCCGAGAAACCGCAUCUUCACUAUCAACUCCAACGCCGAGGUCUCCCUUGAUUUGCUCAGCUUGAAUAAGCUCAAGCUAAGCUAUAUCAACAUCAACGAGGUUGUGGACCAUUUCUUUCCACCCGUGAGCACUUUGGUCAAGGGUGGUGGAGAGGAAUACACGGACUUUACGUACUGGAGAGACACUCCAUUGGACUUGGACGAAUUCUCUGCGAGCGACACAGAUGACGAUGAUGAGCAGGCUGACCUCGAAGAAGACAUCGAUGACGACGAAGAGAUUGGCGACGAGAUGGGCCAGAGCUACAUCUCGCGAGCCUCGGUUGAUGACUACGGUGAUGAACGCGAGAGCAUUCUCAGUGGAAGCAUUGACGGCGAGGACCAGCUCACAGCCUCCAUCAUGGAGGACGAGGACGCCGAUGACGAAGACGCCGAGGAAGAUGACGAGGACGACGGAGCCGACUUCGAUAUGCGAACCCAACGCGAGCGAACUCCUCAGCCCAGCAGCAAGGAAACAACGUCAUCCGAAUCUGCACAGAGGGUGUUCGUUGAAGACGUCGGAGCUGAACUCAUUACCGGGGUAAAUCAUCUCACCCUUGAAAAAGGCGUGCAGAAAUAGUGUGCUAAAAAGGGAGGAACAGGCUUCGGUGUACAAUCCUAAUACCAAAGCAGGUGCGAACUAAUCUUCCGUGUUGAUGCGCUUCUCUUGUUGUGUCGAGGACUAUAGAGACAGCGGUUUGGGGCACACGAACUCACACGGGGUCGGCCCUUUUAUUCUUUUCUUGUCCCGGGCAGGUAAUGUUAAGGUGCAUAGCGGGAGGCGUUUGGAAUUGGUGCUUUAUACUGUAGAAGUCUUGAAGGAGUAACCAUCUGAUUCAACUCCUGUUAGCCUUCGAAUGUCCGUACUCUGUGAAACGUGCCGGUGCUCUCUGUUGUUUAGCAUUUUAGCGUUGCAUAUAAGAGAUAUCGCCAAGUUGAUCCUAUCCUGGCUGGGCCUUGCUUCCCGACAGCCGAACAGAAGGCCGAGGCUUUUCCGUUACUCCUGAAUGUAAAACUCCGGAACGAUCUCUUUUCCCUUAUUUCCAUUUCUCACCCGUUGCGUCUUGACAGCUGCAGAUAACACACUGUCCAGAUCAAGCCCGGCCGCAGGUGUCUCUGCACGCGCCCCUACCCGCCACUGACGCUGCUGGAACAUCAAUCCCGAAAAUCGGGUGGACGUACGUGACACCGCCCUCACUGAGACGUGCCCUCCAUCUCCGCGUCCUCGUCGACGUCCUUGCCAAAUACAUCCUCCAUCGUGCCGCCCUCGACGCCGUCACCGCCAAUAUCCUCAUCGGCAGUGACGUUCGUCGCCUCCACUCCCUCCAUCGCACCGUCACCAACAGGCGCGCCGGUACCGUCUUCACUCUCGUCCUCGUCGUCCUCGUCGAUGCCCGCCUCUUCCCACACGUCCUUGAGCCCCCAGCUCACGCCGCUCAGCACGAAGCGCUCGCUGGGCAGCCUGAGACCCCACUCAUUUUGGGCGACCUUGGGCAGCGCCGUCUUGUUGCGCUCGCGCGCGAGCUCCUGUAGCCAGUCCUUAGACACGCCGCCCGCACCGCCGCCUCCGCGGAACUGGUAGCCGAGCCGCGCAGCGAUGGCGAGCUUGACGGCAUUCGCACUGACAGCGGCGUCGCCUGCCGCGCCUGGAAUCGAGCCGGCGGCGGCGCCCGAGGCGGACGCCUUGGAGCCAGCCUGCGAGGUGUAGGGGUCCGCUGAGAGGUAGAUGGCGUCGGAGAGGAUGCUCGAGGUGUGCCGGUAGGCGAAGUCGAGAAGGAGAAGGGGCACGCGCGAUUCGUAGGACGUGACGCCUUGAGAAGUGAGAAGGAGCUCGAUCAUGCGGGCGUCGCGGGGACGCGGGGCCGAGGCAUUGGGGUUGAGGGGUGCUGAUUGCUGCUGCUGCUGUUGUGAGUUGUUCUGCUGCUGUGGUUGCUGUUGCUGUUGUGAAGGUUGUUGCGUAGACGAGGAUUGGGUCGGUUGGCUCUGAGAGGGGGGCUGCGAUCCUGCUGUUGAUGUCGCUGCGGUAGCUUGGGUGUUGGGGACCGUCUGGGAGGCGGAGGCUCCUGCCGAGGAGGCGGGCACGCCGUUUGUUUGCGGGUCGGAGGUUUGCGAGGCCAUUGUAGCAGUGGUCGGCGCUGCGUUGAUAGCGGAGGAUAUGGUACGUAUGGGGACUAUCGGGUUGCGACUGGAUGGGAGGAUGGUAUCCCCUAGUAGAGACUGGGUCGUAGACAGGCCGUCACAGUGGUCCUAUUUGUCGAUGCGAGGGUGCUAGCUCGGCCAGCGUAGGAGAGAUGGGGAAUUGGUCAAGACUGAUUUUAUAUCGAAGGAUCAAGGCGCGAAUAGAGCUCGUGGUAAAGGGCGCCUUUGGUCGUCGUGGGUAUCUGCAGCUAGGUAGAUAAUCGUGGGUUGCGACGCGGAAAGUGCUACCUGCCGAUCAAGGCGCGUUAAU